AGGUGCUCUCUGGCUCGAUCAUAAGGUGACCUUGAGCGACCCUUCAACGAGAUUGCGUGGCUGACUGUGACAACUGAUAUUCGCCGAACAAGUGUUCAUCAGUCUGCCGGCCAGCCAGUAGGCCUUCUCCAACGAGGGCUAUCAGUAGAAGGAAACGUUUGACUUCGCUGUUUGAAGGGCGGGCAAGUAAAGAAUAUUAUUAUAUGCAAGAUGCAAAAAUAAUUUGUUGUAAGAAGUUAAAACUUACUUUACUGCAUUGUAGGACCAUGUCUUCGGCUACCGUUGAGGUUGUUUCACGCAAAGCAAUUCUGGGAGAAGGGCCUCAUUGGGAUGAAGUUGAAAACGUUCUUUAUUUUGUUGAUAUCAAGGGGAAAGAAGUUAGAAGAUACGAUCCAUCAAGUAAAACAGAAACCGCUGUCAAAAUAGAUGAGGGCACCAUUUCCUUAGUUGUACCAGUUGAUGGUCAGAAAGACAAAUUCAUAAUUAGUGUUGGUCGUAAUAUUAGUAUUUUGACCUGGGAUGGGAAGAGUGAGAAGCCUAGUAAUUUGGAGACCAUUGCAGAAGUUGAUGAUGAAGAAGGGAAGAGAGAAAAUAGACUGAAUGAUGGAAAAGCUGAUCCUUCUGGUCGUCUCUGGGCAGGCACUAUGGGCUAUGAGUCGGGGCCUAAUAUGUUUACUCAAAAAAAUGGUGCCCUUUUCAGUUUAACAAAAAGCAGAACAAUAUCUAAGCACAUUUCUGGUAUCACAUGCAGCAAUGGCCUGGCAUGGACACAAGAUAAUAAAAUAAUGUAUUACAUAGAUUCUCUUACAUACAAGGUUGAGGCUUAUGAUUUUGAUAUUGAGAAAGGAAUACCAACCAACAGACGAACAGCGUUUGACUUCAAAGCAAAUAGCAUUGAAGGUUUACCAGAUGGCAUGACAAUUGAUUCCAAUGGAAAGCUUUGGGUUGCUUGUUUUGAUGGACAUCAGGUGAUACAAGUUGAUCCUGAAAAUGGGAAGUUGCUUCAGAGAUUUCCUCUUCCAUCUCCAAAAAUUACAUCUGUAGUGUUUGGAGGUCCCAAUUUGGAUGAAUUAUAUGUAACAUCUGCUUCCAUAGAUUUGUCUCCUGAAGAAUUAGCAAAAUACCCUACAGCAGGAUGUACCUACCACAUUAAAGGGAUAAACGCCAAGGGUCUUCCAAUGAAUCGUGUUAAAAUGUAAUGUGAUAAUUCAAGUGAGAUUAUUACUUUUCUAUACAUUUGUAUUGAAUCAUCCUUAUGUUGUAUAUGAAUAUUUGAUGAAUUUGUACUACUUACAUUUUAAUGUACUUCUAUUGUAAAUUCAGUUUUGGGAGGUUGUGAAGGAUCAGUGAGUACUUAUCAUGCCUUUAGUUGAAUGAGUUGUCAGAAAUAGUGGUAAAUCCAGAGAGGAACUAAGUGGACCAUGUCAACAUUUUUGUAAUUUUACUCGAUCAUUUCAAAACAAUUAUCACACAUUGACUGCAUUACAUUCCAAGAUAAUAUACUGAUAAUGAAUGAGUACACAUUUUAAAUUUCAAUUUUAAAAAAAGGUGUUCAUUUUUUUACUAAUAAAUGAACUAUGGCUAUUAUUCAUGUCACAGCACAUACAUUGACGCCUCUUGUCAGUGUUUCAAGGUUUGGAAAAGUCUUCUCUAUUAGUACUAUUUUUCAAAUGUAAACAAAGCAAUACUGUGUAUUGUCUUGCAUAAGAAAGACUGAAUAAAUAUGUUUUCAUUACUUCUUUGCUUUCACUUUCGUUGAUGUGUGCAUUUUUUCACUUCACUCCAAGAAGUAUGGUAGGCUUUUGUCCAGUUUCCCUGAUCCUCGAGCAAAUGCGGAAUUGGACCCUUGUUUUGCUUCUGAACAUAAAUGUAACUUCAAAUUA
Molecule: messenger RNA, 1883 nt
Organism: Gryllus bimaculatus (two-spotted cricket)
Lineage: Eukaryota; Metazoa; Arthropoda; Insecta; Orthoptera; Gryllidae
Source: the annotation of a GenBank genome assembly